AUGCAGUUGCAUACUUUGCGUCGUGACAAUGCGAGCAUUGAAUUUUAUAUACAGAAGGCAAAAGGAAUUGUGGAUAGACUAGCUGCGCUACAACAUCCGAUUUCCAAUGAUGAUUUGGUUGAAUUUGUUCUUGUUGGAAUAGGUCAUCAACAACUAAAAAGAGAUGAGACCAUUAAUGUCAUUGCACCCACAGCCCACUUUACUAAGAGUUCCUUUUCUAGCACUCAAGGACGUGGUAGAGGACGAGGAGGGCGUGGUCGUGGAUGCUCCUCCAACCAAGAGUUCACCCAACAGAACUCUUAUCAUAGUUCUCCAGCAUAUAAACAGUUUCCAAAGGCACAACUACAAGUUUCAGAAUUUUCAGGGAUUAUUUAUCAUAAUUGUGAAGGUAAAGGCCACAUUGCACGUGUAUGCCCAUCACCUAAAGCCAAUAGUGGCAGCAUGGUGAAUGGUCGACCUAUUUCCAAUUUUGCUGGUUCUCCAAACCCACCUACCCAAACUUGGUUGAUGGAUAGUGGCAUCACACAUCAUAUCACUAUAGACCUUGAUAAUCUAGGUAUCCACUCUGAAUACCAAGGUCCUGAAGAAGUGACACUAGGAAAUGGCUCCAAAUUACCCAUCUCUCAUGUUGGUAAAAGUUUUGUUAUUGUCUCCAAUAAUAAAUUCAAUCUUGAUAAUAUUUUACAUGUUCCCACUGCUACUCACAAUCUAUUAUCAUAUAGCUCUUUUGCCAAGUCUAAUAAUGUGUCUGUUGAAUUAUUUCCUAACCAUUUUUGA
Molecule: messenger RNA, 777 nt
Organism: Nicotiana tabacum (common tobacco)
Lineage: Eukaryota; Viridiplantae; Streptophyta; Magnoliopsida; Solanales; Solanaceae
Source: RefSeq, a predicted model, not a curated record